AUGUACAUUCCUUGUCAAUGUUGUCCUGGACUGAUCUUAUCUCGUAAGGAAGGCUAUGUUGAAAGUUAUGGGAUCAUCCUUCGAAUUCUUGCUCUUUCUUCCAAGAUUAUUUAUGCCACUCCGUCUAAGGGCACUGAUGAAGAAGUUGAUGAAGAAAAUGGUGAGGAUGAUUAUGAAGAAGGCACUGGUAAUAAAGAAUGGGCUGAUGACGAAGAAGAAAUUGAUAAAGAUGAAGAAGAAUCUGCCACUAAAAAGGGAGAAGACUUUGCUCAGGGAAUGAACUCUCUUCCACUAAUGAACAAUCACAUUCAAUUUUCAUCUACUUCUUCAUGCACUCCCUCUAUAGAUAUUAAUGUACAAUAUAGUGCAACUCCUCUUUUUAUGGAAAUUACUAGACGAAUUAUCCAAGAUGAGUCAGCAUGUCCUUCUCCUUAA
This is a messenger RNA of Lactuca saligna, 435 nucleotides long. NCBI's taxonomy places the organism in Eukaryota, Viridiplantae, Streptophyta, Magnoliopsida, Asterales, Asteraceae. The record is from the annotation of a GenBank genome assembly.